Messenger RNA from Alosa sapidissima (American shad), 3099 nucleotides. It is a transcript of the gene ttll1, whose product is annotated as tubulin tyrosine ligase-like family, member 1. Gene Ontology annotation, biological process: protein polyglutamylation; microtubule cytoskeleton organization. Gene Ontology annotation, cellular component: cilium. Gene Ontology annotation, molecular function: tubulin binding; tubulin-glutamic acid ligase activity. The transcript is spliced from 10 exons. The record is from RefSeq and is a predicted model, not a curated record. The coding region runs from base 353 to 1660 and encodes 435 amino acids. NCBI's taxonomy places the organism in Eukaryota, Metazoa, Chordata, Actinopteri, Clupeiformes, Clupeidae.
UUAUUCGUAACCACUUAUUACACAUGGCAGGGUUGGUUUACAACUUUUCAAGCGAGAAACGGCUGCUGACAUGAUCGAGCCCCAUGGUGAUGUUGUGCAAUGCAAAAUUCACUUUGACAUUUGUGCGUCCACGGUUGCUAGGUUAUUCACCCGGAAGUGGACCAUUUGCGUACUCAUCUCUGCUCCCAGUUGUCUGGCGAUCAAUAAAUCAAGAUAGCAACUAGCAUCCACCCUUGUACAGAAUUUUUGGAAAUUAAGCAUUGCAUGUUAUGCAUAGGUUGAAACUAUUGGUUAUUGUCGCAUGUCGUCGUUUGUGGAAAAGACAUAUUUUCUCAAGCGUUAACAUCACUGGAUGAAAAUACUCCUGCCUGCAGCCCGGGUUGGUGCCAUGGCUGGUAAGGUGAAGUGGGUGACAGACAUUGAGAAAUCUGUGCUUAUCAAUAAUUUCGAGAAGAGGGGAUGGAUCCAGGUUGCUGAAAGUGAAGACUGGAAUUUUUAUUGGAUGAGCAUCCAGACCAUUAGAAAUGUAUUUAGUGUGGAUACCGGCUACCGCCUCUCAGAUGAGCAGAUGGUCAACCACUUCCCCAACCACUAUGAAUUGACAAGGAAGGACCUCAUGAUCAAGAACAUCAAACGCUACAGGAAGGAACUGGAAAAGGAGGGGAGUCCUCUGGCAGAGAAGGAUGAAAAUGGAAAAUACAUCUUUCUAGAUUUCGUCCCAGUGACGUUCAUGCUCCCCGCGGACUACAACCUUUUUGUGGAGGAGUUCCGGAAGAGUCCGUCCAGCACGUGGAUUAUGAAGCCAUGCGGCAAGGCACAGGGGAAAGGCAUCUUCCUCAUCAACAAACUCUCACAGAUUAAGAAGUGGUCUCGGGACAGCAGAACGUCAACGUUCAUGGCUGCAUCAAGUGGCAAAGAGGCCUAUGUCAUUUCCCUGUACAUUGAUAAUCCUCUAUUGAUUGGUGGAAAGAAGUUUGACCUGAGAUUGUACGUGCUGGUCACUACGUACAGGCCUCUCAAGUGUUACAUGUAUAAACUGGGAUUCUGCAGGUUCUGCACAGUGAAAUAUACUCCCAGCACUAGUGAGCUGGACAACAUGUUUGUGCACCUGACCAACGUGGCCAUUCAGAAACAUGGGGAUGAUUAUAAUCACGUACACGGGGGCAAGUGGACAGUGAGCAAUCUGCGUCUGUACUUGGAGAGCACCAGAGGGAAGGAGGUGACCAGCAGACUCUUUGACCAGAUCCACUGGAUCAUGGUGCAGUCUCUGAAGGCAGUGGCCCCUGUGAUGAACAAUGAUAAGCACUGCUUCGAAUGCUAUGGAUAUGACAUCAUAAUUGAUGACAAACUGAAACCAUGGCUUAUUGAGGUAAACGCCUCUCCUUCACUCACGUCCAGCACAGCCAAUGAUCGCAUCCUCAAGUACAACUUGAUCAACGACACACUCAACAUAGUCACCCCCAACUCUGAAAUUCCAGACUGCCGAUGGAACCGAAGCCCGCCCAAGGAGGCGCUGGGGAAUUACCAAGUCCUAUAUGAUGAGGAGCAGGCCUUGAGCGAAGGUGCGGACCGCGACCUCCGCAGCCGCUCGGGCCAGUCCCUGGGGUCAAAGGGCAGCCGGUCGAGCAGCGUGCGCCCCACCCCGGCCACCUGGAAGUGAAGUCACCGGUCGCCGACAUUGGGCAAGCACCACCUGGCUUUCUCAAGAGAGCGAAAAAGAGAGUGAAAAAGAGAGAGAGAUACAUGGAGCAGGAGGACUAAGGGACCACACAGACUCUGGCCAGGCCUGACUAUCGGACACCAUACACACACAUACACACAUACACACACAUACACACACCCUUCUGCACACAUAUCCACACAAAGUAAUUUGCACAGUAUGCAUGAAAUACAUGACCGAAUCAAAUAUACCGAAAGGAAGAUGUGCAUUGAUGGAUGGAUGGAUGGACGGACGGUAGUAUUUGGAAGAGGGAUAAGUGGAGAGUGACUUCUUGACCAAGUGAAUGAAUCGAAAGGAAAUGGAAAUCGAGCAAAGCUAUUAAUAAGGUCCCGUCAUGCAUGAAAGGAUACUGCCUCUAAGUGACAUGAGGGAACAAUCACCUGAUCUAGAAACAGACCUUUUACACUGUAGACCCAAUUUCAGUUCCUCUGCAGUAUAUGUACUGUAUGUCUUCUUUGAGUGUACCUUCCGUUGGGAAGUUGGCCAGAGCAUUUCUCAAAUGCACCUCUGUGUCCUGAUAGUGUUUAGUAUUCUUCAAUGUCUGUUGUCGACCACACAGUGCAUUAGAGAGAAAUAAAGUAUUUCUCUGUAACAGUGCAUUGUAGAGGAUCAGCAAGGAAAAUUGGCUCCUUAGCCAAACAUUCUUACAUAACUUCAUUUUUCUCAAUUCUAACUGAGCUCAUUGGUGGACCAAGGCUGCUGCUAUUAUUUUUGAUGUCGCUCCCUGGCUUGUGAAAUGUUUGUGCAAAGCAAUCUUCCUGACUUUUAAGUUUUAGUUAUCACAAGGUCAAGCCCUCAGGGGUUGACCUAAACAGGUUGUAUCACCGUUUCUAUGCCAACCCAGCACAUUUACAGCUUCUUUACAUGUCUCCAUAGUGAUGACCUUGAGCAGCAGUUCAGAAUUUGGCCAAGGGGGUCCUGUUUGUGGCAAGUGGGAUUAUAGAGCACUGCAAUUAAACAUUCUUUGGUGUGUGCCCCCAUACAGUAUACCCAGCUUAACUCUUUUCACACCUCAGCCACUAGUGUCCUGAUAGUUAUACUGUCAGAGUGUCAGAGAAAAGUUGGAUUUUUUAUGUUGGCCAAUAGAAUAACAACUUAGGCUAUUUUGUACUGACGGUGCUGACUUUGUGUAAUGAGUAUUUUUGUUAAUCAACGCAAAGACUACUACCGCAUGGUGUGUGGUUGGAGUUUCACGACAAGAAAGUUACUUCAAUGUUUUAAUUGCGUUUUAUGUGAAAUGCUAUCACAAUCCUUGCUUCCACUGUUGAAAUCAAAAUUGUAUGUAAAUACUGAAUUACAGAGACCUUUCAAAGGACUUUUUAAAAUUAUAUUUAAACAAUCGCAUAUUGCACAAGACUGUCAAGCAUGAAAAGAAAUUA